Stegostoma tigrinum is the source of this 1708-nucleotide messenger RNA. RefSeq names its product synaptobrevin-like 1 (gene vamp7). Gene Ontology annotation, cellular component: SNARE complex; membrane. Gene Ontology annotation, molecular function: SNARE binding; SNAP receptor activity. NCBI's taxonomy places the organism in Eukaryota, Metazoa, Chordata, Chondrichthyes, Orectolobiformes, Stegostomatidae. Gene Ontology annotation, biological process: vesicle fusion; exocytosis. The record is from RefSeq and is a predicted model, not a curated record. The coding region runs from base 119 to 781 and encodes 220 amino acids. The transcript has 8 exons.
UGGCCGUGUCGACCUGUGCGUGCGCGUGGCAAAGGUAUCACCUGACCGGAAGUGUGUGGAAAGGGUGAAGCUUGAGGAUAAGGCCCCGGAGUGGAGGAAGCUCAGGGAAGGAGGAGCCAUGGCUAUCUUGUUUGCAGUAGUUGCAAGAGGCACUACCAUCCUGGCAAAGAAUGCCUGGUGUGGAGGGAAUUUUUUGGAAGUGACUGAACAGAUACUAUCAAAAAUACCAUCAGAAAAUAAUAAACUGACUUAUUCUCAUGGAAAUUACUUAUUCCAUUAUAUUUGCCAAGAGAGAAUAAUAUACUUGUGUAUCACAGAUGACGAUUUUGAGCGAUCAAGAGCAUUUACUUUUCUAAAUGAAAUAAAGAAAAGAUUUCAAACUACAUAUGGAUCAAGGGCACAGACAGCAUUGCCUUAUGCAAUGAACAGUGAAUUCUCCAGUGUGUUGGCUGCACAAAUGAAACACUUGUCAGAAAACAAGAACUCUGAUCGUGUUCUGGAGACGCAAGCACAGGUUGAUGAGUUGAAAGGAAUCAUGGUCCGAAAUAUUGAUUUGGUAGCACAAAGAGGAGAAAAAUUGGAGUUGUUAAUCGACAAAACUGAAAAUUUAGUGGAUUCCUCGGUAACGUUUAAAACCACCAGUAGAAACCUGGCCAGAGCGAUGUGUAUGAAAAACCUCAAGUUGACCAUAAUUAUUGCCAUCGUAGUAAUUGUUGUCAUUUACAUCAUUGUAUCAGCAGCGUGUGGUGGUCUCUCAUGGCCGACGUGCAUCAAGAAAUGAGUAAGAGCUGGAAGGAAAGGUGGAGCAAUCUUGUUUUAACCACUGGUACGCAGAUGUCAUUGGAGAUCUACGUGAAAUUCAUCUUUUCUGCCUCCAAAUACCAUGCAUUGAAAGGCUGUAGUUUCUGCUUGCCUUAUAUUUGACAUUUUUUAUACUUUUCCUAUUAACUGAAGGAGUUACUGCAACUGAAAUAAAAAUCCAUAUUUUAUUGUGUUCAGUUGUUGAGAAAUAAUUGUUCUAAAAUUUUUAAAAUUAAUAUAGUGCAUUACUUUGACUUGAAUCAACCUGUUGAGCACUUUCUAAAAUGGUGCGCAGAAGACCAAUGAGAAGCGCGACAUCAGUUGUGAUUGCCUUUCUUUUCUCUGGUGCCGUCCCUCCCUACCCCAGUUAAAUGAGAAUGAUGCAACAUCCUGACUUGUCUGAGUGGAAACAAAUCAUACCAGUCCUUCCUCCAAAUCAUCCAAGGGAGUUGACGAUCUAUUCUUCUCAAACAAAUUGGGGAACUGUAAUGCUAACUAGCGCUCUUUCACAUUUUGGAAGGUGUUUGAAGUGUUGCAUAUCUCUAGAAUUGAGGCAUGGUGUUAAUCAAAAUGAUGUUUGAAUGGACACUGUAGUAAUGGGAAUCCUUACUGGACCAAUGUAAAAAUGUAAAUAUGUUUCUUAUGUCAGUCGUGUAGCCAGUAUUUAUAUAUGGUACAUCCCAGCAAAUAUACCAUAGCAACGUGGUACAAGUGAUUGGGUACCCAAAUGGUUACUAAUAAUGCUGCUGUAUGUAGAGCUUUUGUUUGCCAAAUCUGUACAUUUUUUUUAUGGUUCACAUUGAAUGUGUUGGUACAGCUUUGAUCUCUUUGCAGGCAGAAUAAGAGUUUCAGUUUAAAGGUUUUGGUUUUCUGUUAUAAAAACUGAACAGGCCUUUUUCGGGGGGGG